CACUCUUUUUAGUUUAUACUAGUUGUACAAACGAACUCUUAAAUGUAAUUAAACUUUGUCCAUUUUUAUGAUAGAAAUAUACAAUUAGAUAUCAGCAUCGCAUGUUUCCAAGCCUCCCACAUCUAUCUCAUAAAUUGAGUGUAAACUGUGGCUUCCUGAGUUGAAAUACCUCUCUUGAUGCUUCACGGCCAAAGUCAGAAUGAGGUCACUGUCUCUUUAAGAAGCAUCCUGCUCAAACGCUUGCUCUUUGACUACUGUGAACUCAGAUGUCCGUCCGCAAAUCCUGGUGAGAGGAGAGGAACACAGAAGAGCUCACAUGUGAGAGAACCUCACAGGAUCACUGAUUCACACAUGGCUGGAACAUCUUAUGCAAGUCUACUGUAUGAAGAUUAACAACUUUAUUUGUAAGGAUUCACCCUCACAGUGGAUGGAGAAGGUUUAGUCUGGUUUAGUCCAGAGGGGAACAGCUCUCCAUCAUGGAUCCACUCGACAAGCUGAGCAGAGAGAAGCUGAUCUUCUAUCUGACUGUUCCACUGUCUUCAAUCAUCAUCUUCUCCAACCUCUUCAUUAUAGUGGGCAUCGCAUGCAACCGGCAGCUGCACAACACCCCAAACUACUUCUUCUUGAGUCUGCUGGUGGCCGACUUGUGCACCGGCAUCACCCUGCCUUUCAUUCCCCGCAUGACACUCGACCGGCAGCUGGACUUCAAGCAUUGUAUGGUGAUGUACAUCUUCCCCAACUUUCUGUUCUUGUCAUUCCUCUUCAACCUGGUGAUGGUGCAUUACGAGCGCUACCUGUGCAUCGUCAGCCCGCUCCACCACAGCCAGUUCUGGGUUCACCGCUGCUUCCCCUUGGCCUUGUUAACAGUUUGGCUCCCGCCGUUGCUCUACGCAUCACUUCCUGCCUUUGGAUGGAAUAAUUGGGUUGAACCCAAUGCCAACAAGAGCUCUAACCCAAAUGAGACGCAAACCACAGUUGGUAACUCCUCCAAAGACGAUGAGGUUUGCUCCUACAAACAGGUUUUUCCCAAGGCCUUCAUUUAUCUGGAAGUGUGCGGACUGGUGCUGCCAGCCAUGCUGUCCAUUGUCGGCAUGACGGGACGGGUGUUGUGGAUCGCACGCAAGCAGCUGCAGAACAUCUGCAAGCUCCACCGCGCUGUGGACCGUCUUCAGCAGCAGCAGCCGACCGACCACGAGCAGCAGCUUAACCUGCGUUACGCCAAAUGCGUGGCCGCCGUGUCCCUCACGUUCUUGGUCUGCUGGGUUCCGUACAUCAUCUACCAGCUCAUGUCCGUGACGGCUCUGCAGGGCGGGGUGAGCUUGCCAAGCUCCUCUCUGUACAUCAUCAUGUCCUGUACGGGAAUCGGGAGCAUGGCCGUCAUUCCACUGAUACUGGGACUGGCCAACAAGCAGUACACUGAGCCCAUCCGCAGGGUGAUCCGUAAACUGAGAAACCGCUGGAGAGGAGGACAGAACAAUAGAGAUAUCACGCUUUGACGCUUGGACAAUGAGUCAUAGGAUGUUUAAAUUGAAUGUGUAAAUAAAAGUUGUGCAUUAAAUGCUUUAUAUACACUACACUGUAAAAAUGAUUUGAAACUUUAAUGGUAAAAGAUACUAGAGUGAAAAACAGUUAAUUGGUUAACAGAAAGUUUCCGUACUAUAUAUGGUGAAUAACUGUAAUAGAUCUAACCGUACAUUUAAUGUAAUUUUACAGUAAAAUACCAUUAAAUUUAGUUUUUGGAAGUGAAAAAGAACGUCAUUGUAUAAUUUACAGUAAAAAAAAUGUAAAUUGACAUUCCCAGAAUUCCAUAUUGCACUUCACAUUUGGUGUAUUUUUGUUCAAAUAACUUGUUUCUUCUUAGUUUUUCUUAGUUUUUUAAUGUUGUUAAAUUAAUGUUUGUUGCAUUUUUUAUGCAAUCCACUGUGUUUGGUAGUUGUCAGUGUAUUAUACAGGUAGAAAAUAGAUAUUAGUUCAAUAGGUUGGUAAAUUAACAUUAUAUCAAUUAAUGAAAUAUGGUAUUUUACUGUAAAUUUAAGUUAAAUCUGUAAAACCUAAAAUGUUGCUACCAUAUUCUUUACUGUAAAUUUUUUCGGCAACAACAGCUGCCAGUUUUUUACCGUAAAUUUAACAGAAUUAUUUUUUUUACAGUGUACUGUUUAAAAAUUUGGGGUCGGUAAGAAUUUUUUUUAUGUUUUUGAAAGAAGUCUCUUAUGCUUAUAAAGCCUGCAUUUAUUUGAUCAAAAAUACAGUAAAAACAGUAAUAUUAUUACUAUUUAAAAUAACUGUUUUCUAUUUUAAUAGAUUUUAAAAUAUAAUUUAUUCCUGUGAUGCAAAGCUGAAUUUUCAGCAUCAUUACUCCAGUCUUCAGUGUCACAUGAUCCUUCAGAAAUCAUUCUAAUAUGCUGAUUUGCUGCUCAAGAAAAAUUAUCAAUGUUUAAAACAGCUGUGCUGCUUCAUAUUUUUGUGGAAACCAUGAUACAUUUUUUUAAGGUUUCUUAGAUGAAUAAAAUGCUCAAAAGAACAGCAUUUUUUUGGAAUUCAAACAUUUUUUGUUACAUUAUAAAUGUCUUUACUGUCACUUUUGUUCAAUUUUAUGUCGUUCCUAAAUAAAAGUAAUAAUUUCUUUUUAAAAAAUCUUAUAGACUCUAAACUUUUAAACUGUAGUGUAAAAUAACAAAACACUCUAUUAGCUAGAAAUCACAUCUAUCUAUCCCAGGCUCAACAAUAUGGAUGGCACGUUGGCCCGGGGUUUAUUACGGAGAGUUUGUGUUGCCACUGUAAAUCUUACAUUUGUUCAUCUUGUGCAUGUUUUUAUGCCUUGCAAACAUAAAUGUUUAGUUUUGUGUGAUGUGUUGUUGUUGCAAAUUGUGCUGAUUUGUCACCAAGAUCAUACUGAAGGAAGCAUCAGUAAAAAUGUUGAAAACUACAAACCGUUUAAUGUUUUACACCGCAUAAAUGUGUUUAUACAUUUACGGAAUGGUAUUAAAGCUGUAUAUUUAAGCACA
This is a messenger RNA of Ctenopharyngodon idella (grass carp), 3005 nucleotides long. It is a transcript of the gene gpbar1, whose product is annotated as G protein-coupled bile acid receptor 1. Gene Ontology annotation, biological process: G protein-coupled receptor signaling pathway. Gene Ontology annotation, cellular component: membrane. The transcript has 2 exons. The record is from RefSeq and is a predicted model, not a curated record. Gene Ontology annotation, molecular function: trace-amine receptor activity. The coding region runs from base 477 to 1496 and encodes 339 amino acids. Lineage: Eukaryota; Metazoa; Chordata; Actinopteri; Cypriniformes; Xenocyprididae.